UAAUAUAUGCCUAUACUGCCUAGUCAGUAAUUCCUAGACGAGUACCUCUAUGUGCACACAUUAAUUGUAUUCAUACAACUUAAUCCAUCGAUUUAACCUGCUGCACGCCGCCAAGUUUUUAUUCUUUUUAUUAUCACUACAAACAGUACGAACGCCAUAACAACAUUCGCGCGCGCACACGCACACGCACACGCACUCAAAACCCAAACUACCGCUUCACACACACACACUGUGCGUGCACUGUACGUAAACACGCGUACACACUGCAACAUACACUCACACAAAUUACAAACACUCGCGUGAGUCCAAACACUCCGAUCAUACAAGACCGCAGUAAUAAUAAUUAAUAAUAUUUUUUAUUUAUUAUUAUUAUUGCCGUUUUGGAUUUGUCGCGUUGAUCACCGACUCCAACGAGGUCGGACAGCAGACAUCACACAAAAUACGAACGACAACUAAUUGUGGUUUUCAUUUUCGUCUAUAACGUGCUGCUGCGUCUGUUACCGUGCGCCACCCGGCGUUCCGCUAAACACCAAUCAAGCAAUUAAUAUCGCCCAAUUUUGAAAAAUGGCUGUCAAUUUAUUGCAAACCAACAACACUGGCAAAGUUAAUAACAAACGUUUGGCAUUGAUUCAAAUUGUAAAAAUCGAUCUAAAUGCUGGAAACAACACUGAAACUCAGGAUGAUGGUGUUGUAUACUCACCCGCUUACAUUUCUACUACCAAUACUUGUGUUGUGAAUAGUGGAACGGCAUCCCAGGGAAUACAAUUUCAGUUAUUGGGUGGUAACAAUGAGAACAUUGUUGAAUUUACUCCCAGUUAUUCAGUAGACUAUUGUAAAGUUUCCAAAGAUACAUAUGCCAUACAGUUGAACAAUCAUACAUAUAUGUUAAAGUUUAAAACACAUAUAGAUUUAUAUGAAUUCACUGUAUUAUUGGCUCGUGCUAAAAAAGGGAAUGAACUCUCAGUUUUUUCAAAUCGAACUGAUGAAGCAUCAGCGGCGCAAUAUUUCCAGUUUUAUGGAUAUCUUUCUCAACAACAAAACAUGUUACAAGACUAUAUACGAACAAGUACUUAUCAAAAGGCAGUGCUUAUUAACACCAUAGACUUUCAGGACAAAGUGGUAUUGGAUGUAGGCGCUGGUUCAGGUAUAUUAUCAUUUUUUUCUGUUCAAGCUGGUGCCAAAAAAGUGUAUGCUGUUGAAGCAAGUUCAAUGGCACAACACGCUCAGACUUUGGUGGAGUCUAAUAAUUUAGGAGACAAAGUUUUUAUUGUUGCUGGUAAAAUUGAAGAAAUUGAUUUACCUGAAAAAGUAGAUGUUAUUAUAUCAGAACCAAUGGGAUAUAUGCUUUACAAUGAACGUAUGCUUGAAACCUAUUUACAUGCUAAAAAAUGGUUAAAACCUGGAGGAAAAAUGUAUCCUAGUAAAGGGGAUUUGCAUAUAGCUCCAUUCACUGAUGAUGCCUUAUUCAUGGAGCAAACAAAUAAAGCCAGCUUUUGGGUUCAAUCUUGUUUUCAUGGAGUUGAUUUGAGUUCAUUAAGAGAUAUGGCUAUGCGAGAAUAUUUUCGACAACCAAUAGUUGAUACGUUUGAUAUUCGUAUAUGUCUUGCAAAGUCUGUUAAACAUAGCUUGGAUUUUCUCACAGCUACUGAACAACAAUUACACAAGAUUGACAUUCCACUUGAGUAUUAUAUACUUGAAUCUGGAACGAUUCAUGGUUUAGCUUUUUGGUUUGAUGUUGCAUUUCAAGGCAGCAGCCAAACUCUGUGGCUAUCUACUUCGCCUACUGAAUCUUUAACUCAUUGGUAUCAAGUCAGGUGCCUCCUAGAAAAGCCUAUUCUUGUUAAAGUUGGUCAAAUUUUAACUGGUAGUGUUUCACUUCAAGCCAAUGUUAGACAAAGUUAUGAUGUUUUCAUAAAUUUAAUGAUUGAUGGACUUCCACACACAAGCUCUUCCAACAAUUUGGAUCUUAAAAACCCAUACUUUAGAUAUACUGGUCAACCACCACAACCUCCUCCUGGUGUCAAUACUAUAUCACCCAGUGAAAGUUAUUGGGCAAACUUGGAUCUUCAAAGUACUACUUCUGCUUUAAACAUGGUUAAUGGCAUUCCAUUAAAUGGUUAUGCUACAGACAUUUCCAUGGAUAUGCAAACAUCUCCAACUGCUGUAGCAAACAAUGCAAAUCUUAUAAAUUUAGUUACCGUACCUCAACCAAAUAUUCAUCCAGGAUCUAUAAGUAGUACUGGACGACAACGUGUUAGUACAGCUACUUCUACUGCAGGAGCACAACUCAUUGGUGGUGGAAUAUCUCCAACCUUAUUUACUUCCAACCAGAACCAAAAUCAACAACUUUUGUUAGGAGCAGCAACAGCUGCUGCAGGAGGUUCAUCCACUGCUAUGGGAAAUUAUCCAGUUAACAACAGUUUAAUGAUUGGAGACUAUGUUGCACCCAGCACUGGUGUUUUAAAUAUUUCAUAUCGUUAACUUAUUACAUUAUGGUUUAUUUGUAUUUACAAAAUAAAUCUUAAACCGCGAUAAUUUCAAAAUAAGGAGAUUUAUUUCUCCUUGCAUAAAUUUACCAUCUACUCAAAUAUUUAUUCUAUAUAUAUUCAAUAAUAAUAAUUAAUAUAUAUAUAGUUUAAAUGUUUUAAUACAAACUAUUUUUAUUUAUAAUUUUAAACUCAAGUAGGAUUAUUAAUUUUAAAAAGGAUAUGUUUUCCUGUUACUCAUUUUUUUCGUAAGAAAAAUAUUAUUUACAGACUAUUAGUAUGAUAAACAACCAUUAUUUUUACAUUUUCAUAAAAAUAAACUAAUUUAAACAGGUUUUAAACAUUAACAACUCUUAACAAAUUAUCUUUAUUUCCAAAUUUUAUUUUAAAAUUAAUAUACGUGCAUAUAUAAAUAUAUUAUAGAUUUAUAUAAUUUCUUCAAAAUUGUUACAUUAGUUUAGGGUUGAAUGUUUAACAUUAAAAAAAAAAAUAGUUUUAUGGUACCUAAAAUAAUACGUGUAAAACAAUUAUAAGUAUUAAUUAUUUUAUAAUUAAAAAAUAAAAAUAUUAAUAUUAUUAUUAUAAUAUCGAAAAUCAUCAUACUAGGAUAUAUUACUUUUUGAGGAACAUAUUACAUAUUGUUAUUGAAUAGUGUAUAAUAAUUUUAAUUAAGCCUUUGUUGCUGAUUUAUUGUUAAGGUUGAUUAAAUGAAUCAAUAAUAAUUUGGCAAUAACUUUAUGUAUACUUUUUUAUAACUAUUUUUCUUUGUAAUGUUAUUUUUAAUUUGAUAAAUAUUAAUAUCUAAGGUUUGCAUUAUUCUACAUUUUUCCUGAUUAUUUACAUGUGUUUUCAUUCUCCAAUGUGAUUUGAAUAUAAAAUAUCAUAGCUUUUUUACAAUAUACUUAAAUAUUAAUUGAUUAUUGUGAUUCCUAUGUAUACAUAAUAUAUAGUAAUAUUUUAAUUAAGAUAGUGCAGUUUGUAAAGCUUAAUAUUAAUAAAAUGUUCAAAUAAAUUUAUCACCACUACCAAAUAACUUUUAUUUUUAUUUAAAAAUAUAUAUAAUUCUUUAUCCUACAUGUAAUUAUUACAUAUUUAUAAAAUUUUCAGUAAUUAUAAGAUGUGAUUAGGAAAUUUAUGUAUUGAGUAUCUGCUAUGAUAUUAUGAAAUAAUAGUUAAAUAAUUUGACAAAUUAUGAAUACUAUUAUAGUGUUAUGAAUUAAAUAUUAACAUUAGGGAGCAGAUGUAUAUGCUUUAAAAAAAUUAAAAAUAUGCAUGCAAUUAUUCACUAUAAAGUAUAAAAAAUAUCCUUAGAAUUUAUUAAAAAUAUGCGCCAAUAAUAUUUUUUAUGUAAUAAAACUUAAAAAUUAAAAAAGAUGUUAGCAAACUGCUGUUGAAUUUUUUGUUAAUCUGAAAAAAAUAUACAUGGAUAUGUAUAUUGGAAACCAAGUGCUGAUACGAGCAAAAACCGGCUAUUCCCGGUUGGUGCGAAUAUUACAUAGGCCUACAGCCGCGGGACAUUUUGAUCUAUUAAUAUUAGUCUUGCAGAGUCUGUUAAUAUAAUACAAAAAACCUCAAAUAUGCACUAAAAGCAUGAUAAAUAUAGAAAUAUGAUCAAACAAGUAAAAAUCGAAAAAAUAAGCAAAAUUAAAUUGAUAAAUUUGAAUUCUUUAAUGAUGAAACAAAUUUCUAUCUUAUUCCGCAUUAGUUUAGAUGUUAUUAAAAAAUAUGAUAAAUUCAUAAACAUCUGCUCUUUAAUUAUCACUAAAUUCAAGUGUUUAUAAAAUGAUUAUGGUUAAACAAUUUGGUACAAGUAAUUUAUUACCAGUUGUCUGUAUAGUCUGUGUACCUUCAUCGGUUGCUCAUGGAAAAAUUUGACCAAAAAUUAUGUUUUUUUUUAUACAAUUAUAUUCAUUAAUAAUCACAUAUAUUAUUUAAAUUGUAUUGAGCUGAUUUCAUACAAAAAGGUUUUGCUUUAUUUUUUAUUUUGAUGUACUAAAUAUGAUAUAUAAUGUAUAUUAUCAUUAUAAUUAUAAAGUUCAAUCGGUCAUACAUAGAAAAUAAUUACAAUAUUCUCCCAACUUAAAAUUAAACACCAUUACAAAUGUAAAAUUUCCUAAGCCUUAGAACCUGAGAUAAUAAACUUACUUAAUAUAUUGUGUAGCUGUUGAUUUCAUAUUGAUCUGAAUUGAUGAGUCAAUAAAAACUUAGUUUAUUGAAUAAGUAAGGCUGAACUCUAUUGUGUAAAAAAAAAUAUAUUGGUCUGAUGGGAUAAAUAUUUUCUCUACAUGACACAUUAAUCUUUAGUGGACAAUUCAGGCUAAUGAUUCAAUAAAACUAGUUCUGAUUGACUCAUUAAUUUAGAUCAAUAUAAUUAACGGCUAUACAAAAUAUUAUAUAACUACUUAA
Molecule: messenger RNA, 4892 nt
Organism: Rhopalosiphum padi (bird cherry-oat aphid)
Lineage: Eukaryota; Metazoa; Arthropoda; Insecta; Hemiptera; Aphididae
Gene: Art4
Product: histone-arginine methyltransferase CARMER
Exons: 12
Coding region: 565-2481 (638 amino acids)
Biological process (GO): peptidyl-arginine methylation
Molecular function (GO): protein-arginine N-methyltransferase activity
Source: RefSeq, a predicted model, not a curated record